Pomacea canaliculata is the source of this 3892-nucleotide messenger RNA. Its product is annotated as palmitoyltransferase ZDHHC16-like. Gene Ontology annotation, molecular function: palmitoyltransferase activity. Gene Ontology annotation, cellular component: Golgi apparatus. Gene Ontology annotation, biological process: protein palmitoylation. Bases 491 to 1666 code for a protein of 391 amino acids. The transcript has 8 exons. The record is from RefSeq and is a predicted model, not a curated record. NCBI's taxonomy places the organism in Eukaryota, Metazoa, Mollusca, Gastropoda, Architaenioglossa, Ampullariidae.
UGAUCUCCCGUUACAGGCUCUUCGAUGUUUUAAAAGCGUGUUGGGGCGUAUUCACUAAUAUUUCUAUCCAAGUUACGUUUACUUUUAGUGUUUUCGUAUAUAUAUAUAAUUAUAUAUAUUCUUUUUCAAAAUGAAAUUGAAACCCAUAAUCACAAUUAAUUUGACGAUCUUGCUUUAAAUAUGACAUUGUUUCAUAAGAGUUCCUGGAUAGGUUGUCAGCUUUUGUGACACUUGAGUUCGUCUGCUUUUAGUACUUGCGCUUCUUGGUCGAAUGCUCAUUAUGAUCAUACCAAGGAUGUGUAUACGAUAUUAGUUCGUGAUCAUAGUGAAAUUUGUGUGGGUUGGUUUAAUAGUUUUUAGAGUUUGGAGCAAAAAACACGCUUCGUAUGGCUUUCAUAUUAAUAAGCGCAUUUGGUAAAGGAAGAGUGUUGCUCUGUCCUCCGCUGUUGUGGGUAUACGUAUACCUCCGGAUGUGAGGGUGCACGGACCUAUGAUCGAUGUUUGGACAAAACACGGUAUCAUGCGGAGAAUACACUGGCGCGUUCUUCAGUUUCCUAAACGCCUUGUAGCUGUAUUGAACAGAAAGAUGGAUUUUUGUCGACUUUUAUCAUCCACACUUAUCUACAAUCAUUUUACCUCGUGGAACACAGUGAUCGACACAGCCAUGGAACCAAUGUUUUGGAUUGUUGAUCACUUCACCACAUACAUGGGGCCAAUCAUGGUGACUAUGGUAGUCAUUCUGACAACAUUAGUGGUGACAGUUUUCUAUGUUUGUGUGCUGCCACAUAUCUACUAUCAGACAGAGCUUUUUUGGGUACUGGUACAUCUGGUCUUCUCCCAUUGGCUUCUCAUCAACAUCAUCUUCAACUAUUUCAUGGCUUCUUUUACAGUUCCGGGCCACCCUCCACAGACUGUUCCACAAACAGUUUCUAUUUGUAAGAAGUGUAUAUCGCCAAAACCACCACGUUGUCAUCAUUGUUCAGUGUGCAAACAAUGCAUUCUUAAGAUGGAUCAUCACUGUCCAUGGCUUAACAAUUGUGUUGGUUUCCAUAACCACCGAUACUUCUUCAUGUUCUGUUUUUACAUGUGGUUUGGCACGGUGUAUGUCACAUUUGCAGGCCAUGAUGUCUUCAAGCAGCAUUUUUUUGGUAGAGAGGAACUGAUAGUGCCAGCAUUUUUCUUUCCAGUUAAUAUGGCCUAUAACAGACUUUUUGGGACAGGGGACAAGCUAUCACAAAAAGCAGCUGAAGAGGGUACUGAACAAGAAGCAGCCAUAGACUUAUCAACUAAAGUUGCUUAUUCAGACAUGGGAUUUCACAAUGCUGUCAUCUUCCAGUUCAUGCUGUGUGCAGGCGUGUCUGUGGCACUAGGACUUCUCACACUGUGGCAUGCACGCCUCAUUAGUCGGGGGGAGACUAGCAUAGAGGCACACAUCAAUGCCAGAGAGAGAAAACGCUACAAAAAGAAGGGCUUGGUCUAUAAAAAUCCUUAUGAUUUUGGCUUUUUAGGCAACUGGAAGCGGUUCUUCGGACUGACUCAGGGGAGAACAUUUUGGCGACAUAUUCUGCUGCCAUCAAUGCAUGAUCCUCCAGGGGAAGGUUUAAUUUGGGAGACAGCUACUUACAAGCUGUGUUACAAGAAUGUAAAAGAACUAGACAUUUUAUGACAGAAAUUGAAAGUUCAGUAACACUUCUUCCAAGAAAAGAUAUGCAUGAUCUCCCAUUUUAAUCAGCAUGAAAGUUUCUGUAAAAUAGUUCAUUUCAUAACUUAAAGGUCAAAUGGGCAGAUAUUUUCAAAUUGAUUCUGCUGUUUAUGUACCAUACACCUUAAAGCAAAGCUUAUGAUGAUGAUGAUGAUGUAGUUUUAUAGCGCGCUAGUAUCCGCAUCACAAAGAUGCGCUCAAUGCGCGGUGAUCCCAGCUUACAAAGAUUAGUAUUUUUAAAAGUGAUGAAUGGAUAUCUUUCUAAAGCAUAGUGUUGUAAAUUCUAUGUAUAUUCUAUCUGGAUAUAUUUUUCUCCAGUUAACAUUUAUCCAAUUCAUUUUCAGGCUUUUGACAAUUUUGAGAAAAAAUAUGAAAAUGUGUAAUCAGGUUAAUUUCAAGUGGUACGUUGAUAAUAUCUUUCUAAGUUGUUUUAAAAUGGUUAUAAUUUAGAAAUCUUGAGAAGAAAAAUGUGAUUGGCAAACUUUAGUCAUGUCUUCCUUUGUGAUUUAUUUGUCUUCAGUAGAUAAUUUUAUCCUUAAAAACUAGCCUUGGAAGAAAAAUAGUAGGCAGGAUAAUCUGAAGUACACAUAAAAAAUUUUGUUGUCUUCUUAAGUGUGUUCAUUAUUGAUAAUUGCUUCAGGUAUAAGAGUCUACAACAUAUACAUAUAUAAAUUAUUCAGGACUGAAAGUUCAGAAAUGCUUUUUAUUGGAAGGGAAUUUUGUUUUUGUAAAUGUUGGGUAUGUCUUGGUAGCAACUUUUGUGUGGUAUGUUUUCAGUGUCAUAUCCAUAUUGUUGACAAGCAUUUUUUAAGAAAACUGAAAAAUGAUGAUGUGAAGAAGCUAUUGUUUAAAAAGCAUCAAGAUUUUUUUUAAAUUGUCGACAUGUCAUGACUAUUUUUAAGAUGUCACAGUAUGAUUCCAAUAAGCUUUGUAAAGUGUGUGUUUUUGUUUUUAUAUAAAUCCACUUUAUUAUUAAAAUGUGUUUAAGACAAUGGGGAAAAUACGUUCCAAUCAAUAUUAUUUCCAUCUUGUACAAUGCUUCAGACUGUCGGAUGUCAACUUUAUUUUUGAAGUGGUUCUCAAUUAUGUUUCUCAUUUAUGGAUUUAUAAUUAUGGUAUCAAACCAAUUAUGGUUUUAUAAAUCAAGACUUUUUUGAGAUAAUACUGUCAACCAUUCACUUAAUGAGAUUGGAGUAAGGGACUUGGAGAAUUUUGGUACUGUUAAUUUUAACUCUCUUCUGCUAUCGUACUGAGGUAAACAAAUCUUUACUUUCCAGACUGCAACCAUCAGUCUCCCAGGACAGAUGGGGAGUGUAAAUAGUUGGAUAUUAGGAAGCAUAAUGCAGAUGUUUAUAGAUACCUUCAUCUCACCACCUUGUCUGUCUCCCAUCAGAGUGUAUGUCUGUGUGUGCCUGAGCUAAAACUCAGAUAUAAAUCAGUGCUGUGAUAAAGUAAAUUGUAAGCCAAGAGAUUUCUUAAGUCAGAUGUGUUGAUUCAGAAAUGGUGAAGUCUAGAUGUUUCAUGGAUUUUUCAAGCACCUUUAACAUGGUCCAGCUACUUCUUGAUCUGGAAGUAAAUACCACCAGUCUAGUUUUAUGGAUCAGAUCAUUUUUGAAGAACCAACCACAGAGGGUGGGUCUCAGAGUUCCACUGACAGGUACUGUAGGGUCUAGCUUGUCUAAAAGGGUGGAUUUCUCAGUGAAAUGAAAUACUUCUGAGUUCUCCUCACCAUGGGUACCCCAUAGGAGUGUGUGCUUUCCCCAUACUGUGUACUGAACUUCCCUUAUGUCCCAGCUAGAAAAUUCUGCUCUUCGUCUGAUGAUCAUCUUCUUACUGUUCCUAUCACCAGGACAAUAACAUAUUGCCACAGGAUUUUUAGUUAUUGUGCAGGCCUAUUCUCACACUGCAAUGUUAGUACUGUUUAUUCCUUUAUAGCUAUGUUGUUUUCCUGUCCCUUGGUGCUGUCCAUGUUUUGUUCGUGUUCUUAAGCGCUAAGAGCAUACUCCUUAGGGGUGUGAGUAUGCGCUUUACAAAGUUUGCAUUUAUUAUUAUUAUCCAAAUAAAAUUUUUGGUACACUACAGCUAUCACUUUCUGACUUGUGCCCCAAUGCAGUCAAAAAGAUGGUGUAUAAUAUCUCGGAACACACACAUUGUUAUCUGCAGAAACCGCAAUUAAAGCCACAAUAAAUA